Diaporthe batatas is the source of this 1210-nucleotide messenger RNA. RefSeq lists its product as uncharacterized. The transcript has 3 exons. Gene Ontology annotation, cellular component: cytoplasm. Lineage: Eukaryota; Fungi; Ascomycota; Sordariomycetes; Diaporthales; Diaporthaceae. Bases 135 to 911 code for a protein of 258 amino acids. The record is from RefSeq and is a predicted model, not a curated record.
GCCCAACCUCGUCUCCUCUUCUUGUUUCGUCCUCUGCAACCAACUUCACCAACUUCGUUCUGGAACAUUCGCUGUACAUUUAUUGAGCCCAAUAAAUCCAAUCAUUACAAGUCCGAUUUGAGUGAUAAACAGACAUGGAUAGCCAGGUUCAACGGCUCGUGGAGAAGGUCUGGGACAAGUUCCUGGCCACGCCCCCGGAAAGGCGACUGAUGAUCGGAAUCGGCGGGAUCCCAGGCUCAGGCAAGACAACCCUCUCCCAGGUCGUGACCACGGCCCUCAACGCCAAAGGCGCAAGGCUGGAGCCCUCCCACGCCUCCUACUCCCCGGACCCGAUAGCCGCCUUCGUGCCCAUGGACGGCUUCCACCUGACGCGGGCGCAGCUGUCGGCCAUGCCCGACCCCGUGACGGCCCACGCCCGCCGCGGCGCCGAGUUCACCUUUGACGGAGCCUCCUUCCACGAGCUGAUCCAGGCCCUGCGCGGGCCCCUUCCAGUACCACCACCACCUGCGCCGCUAGAGACCCCUACGCGCCCCGAGGACUACCCAAAGGGCACCGUGUUCGCGCCCUCCUUCGACCACGCCGUCAAGGAUCCCAAGGAGGCGGACAUUGCGGUCCUCCCAACGCAUCGAAUCGUCGUCUUCGAGGGCAACUACGUCGCGCUGGACAAGGAGCCGUGGUCGUCAGCCGCCCGCCUCAUGGACGAGGUGUGGUUCGUUGACGUCGACUUCGCCGUCGCCCGCCGUCGCCUCGUCGCCCGCCACGUCAAGGCCGGUAUUGCUGCUAACGAGGCUGAGGCUGACAAACGUGCCGUGGAGAAUGAUCUGCCAAACGGAGAGGAGAUUGUCGGCAAGAGGCUCCCUGUCGAUGAGGUUAUCGUGUCCAAGGAGGACACGAGGUGGGUACAUGAAUGAAAAGCCAUGGUUGGCUGGAAGCGCCUAGUACCAGGUGAACAACCUCGAGGUUUCGAGUUGCGUCAGAUGCAGUGUCCCUGGGUUGCGAGUGCUCGGUCUAGACGCCAGCGCCCGCAGUCAGUAAUCUUCAUUUGCUGGAACCCUACAUGAUCGAGACAAUUCGUGGGCAGUGUCCAGACAGUUCUUGUCAAUUCCAGCGCCACUCCACCAGGUAGCUCGUUCACAAUGCUCAUUCAUCAGGCCCAGUUUGACCGCGAGGUAAAAGUGAAGGCACAAUGACGACAGUUUGGUAGGCUCAG